This is a messenger RNA of Salvia miltiorrhiza (redroot sage), 2532 nucleotides long. RefSeq lists its product as uncharacterized. Gene Ontology annotation, molecular function: zinc ion binding; nucleic acid binding. Bases 1 to 2532 code for a protein of 843 amino acids. The record is from RefSeq and is a predicted model, not a curated record. The transcript has a single exon. NCBI's taxonomy places the organism in Eukaryota, Viridiplantae, Streptophyta, Magnoliopsida, Lamiales, Lamiaceae.
AUGGAAAACACAAAUCCUAUUGAAUUUACAUUGCAAGCCAUGCAACAACAAUUUGCAAGGUUUGGAGCUGUUAUGGAAAAUGUAACAGAACGAUUGGAGAGGCUGGAAUUUCAAGCACCACCAAGGAAUGAGGAGGAAGGAGAGAGCGAAGGAGAAGAUGAUCACACAUCAACACAUCGAAAUGAAAGGCGAGGAGGAGGUAGAAGAAGAAGACAUCAAAAUGAAGUUGAUGGUGACUUGGGAAGCAUCAAAUUGAAGAUCCCAACAUUCCAAGGAAGGAGUGAUCCUGAAGCCUAUUUGGAGUGGGAGAGAAAGGUGGAGCUCAUCUUUGAGUGUCACAACUACUCCGAGGAAAAGAAGGUUAGACUUGCUGCAAUUGAAUUCACUGAUUAUGCAAUAGUUUGGUGGGAUCAAUUGACAACAAAUAGAAGGCGCUAUCGAGAGAGACCAAUUUCCACGUGGGAGGAAAUGAAAAGCAUAAUGCGUAAGAGAUUUGUACCUUCUCAUUAUUUUCGUGAAUUGUAUCAAAAAUUACAAUCUAUGAAUCAAGGUACUAAAUCUGUUGAUGAGUACUACAAAGAGAUGGAGAUUGCCAUGAUUAGGGCAAAUGUUGAAGAGGAUAGAGAGGCAACCAUGGCUCGAUUCCUAUGCGGGCUGAAUAAGGAGAUUGCAAAUAUCGUGGACCUACAACACUAUGUGGAGCUGGAGGAUAUGGUUCACAUGGCCAUGAAAGUGGAGAGGCAAUUGAAGAAGAAGGGAACCUUUCAAAGGAAUUUUCCAACAAGUUCUCAAUCUUCAAAGUCGAAGGAGUGGACUUCGUCUAAGUCAAAUUUUGGGGCAGCCUCUAAACCUCAAAAUGAUGUGUCCAAAUUCAAGUCCAACGAAGGCGAAAAGGGCAAAGGUAUCUCUAAUUCUACAUCUUCUACUAGAAAUAGAGAUAUCAAAUGUUUUCGAUGUCAAGGUGUUGGACAUAUUGCAUCUCAAUGUCCAAACAAAAGGGUGAUGGUCUUGAAGCCGAAUGGAGAAAUCGAAUCUGAAAGUGAACAUGAUGAUGAUGAUGAUGAAGAUGAUGAACAAUUGGAGGAGAUUGUACCGGAACAUGGUGAGCUUUUGGUGGUUCGAAGGGCUCUAAACGUGCAAAUCAAACAGGAGGAAGAACAAAGGGAGAACAUCUUCCACACAAGAUGUUUAGUCCAAGGUAAAGUUUGCAUGUUAAUUAUUGAUGGUGGUAGUUGUACCAAUGUUGCAAGUGGCGAGAUGGUGGAGAAACUGAACUUAAAAACUGAACGGCAUCCUCAUCCAUAUAAGCUACAAUGGCUUAAUGAAUGUGGUGAAAUUCGUGUGACCAAACAAGUUCUAAUUUCAUUUUCUAUUGGCAAUUAUAAAGAUGAAGUUCUUUGUGAUGUGGUGCCAAUGCAUGCUAGUCACAUUCUUUUGGGGAGGCCAUGGCAGUUUGAUCGAAGGGUGACCUAUGAUGGAUUCCGCAAUCACUACACCUUCAAGCACAACAACAAAUCCAUCAUGCUUGUUUCUUUGACACCUCAACAAGUUCAAGAGGACCAGCAGAAAUUGUCUCAAGCAAGGAGAGCUCGUGAGGUUGAGGGCAAUAAAAGUGAGGUAGUCAAAAAAGAGUCGAGUGAAAAAAAGAGUCGAGAGAAAAGCAAGAGUGAGGGAAAAGAAAAACAGAAUUUUUAUGUGAGAACAAAAGAAAUAAAGAGUGCAAUAGUCGAAGAAAAGAGUGUGUUCAUUUUGGUGUACAAAGAGUCAUUCUUUAGCACUAACGAACUAACCCCAUCUUUGCCUAGUACUUUUGUGUCUCUUUUGCAGGAGUUUGAGGAUGUCUUUCCCGAGGAAGAACCAAGUGGAUUACCUCCUUUAAGGGGUAUUGAGCAUCAAAUUGACUUUGUUCCCGGAGCUGUUCUACCAAACCGACCAGCUUAUCGAGCCAAUCCGGAAGAGACUAAAGAGAUCCAAAGGCAAGUCCAAGAGUUGUUGGAGAAAGGAAAGAUUCGUGAGAGCAUGAGUCCAUGUGCUGUACCGGUGAUUGUUGUGUCCAAGAAAGAUGGAUCGUGGAGAAUGUGCACGGAUUGUCGAGCAAUUAAUAAGAUCACGGUAAAGUAUCGCUAUCCUAUUCCUAGGCUAGAUGAUAUGCUUGAUGAGUUAUAUGGGGCAAUUGUGUUUAGUAAAAUUGAUUUGAAAAGUGGUUAUCACCAAAUUCGAAUUCGAGAAGGAGAUGAAUGGAAAACUGCUUUCAAAACAAAGUAUGGUUUGUAUGAGUGGUUAGUCAUGCCUUUUGGAUUAACUAAUGCACCUAGUACUUUCAUGAGAUUGAUGCAUCAUGUUUUGAGAAAUUUCAUUGGAAAAUUUGUGGUUGUUUACUUUGAUGACAUCUUGAUCUAUAGCAAAAAUGUUGAAGAACAUCUUGAUCAUUUGCGUGCUGUUUUAGACACUUUAAGAAAAGAGUCAUUGUAUGCUAAUCUUAAAAGUGUUCUUUUUGCAUGGAUAAAGUUGUUUUUCUUGGUUUUGUUGUGA